Molecule: messenger RNA, 624 nt
Organism: Xenia sp. Carnegie-2017
Lineage: Eukaryota; Metazoa; Cnidaria; Anthozoa; Malacalcyonacea; Xeniidae
Exons: 1
Coding region: 1-624 (207 amino acids)
Source: RefSeq, a predicted model, not a curated record
AUGGUUGGUAUCAAAUUUUUGCAAAUGAAAGUAAAAUGGUUAAAGUUUGCUGUCAGUUUGAUUCUGCGCAUGUUUGGACAUUGGUUAUGUUAUACAGCUUUAAAUUACGUGCUCGAUAUGAAUAUGAACCAUUUUACAAAAAACUUUCCUCGAAAUGAAACAAAUGAAACAUGGGAAGAUCACAGACUUUCAUUUGAUGCAAUGAUGAGUAUAAAAGAAGGCGGAAACACGUUAUGGCGUAUCACGUGCUCAUACGGUGACAAAGACUGGAAUAAAACAGAUUUGGUUGUUGCAACCCAUGAAAAAGUACCAAUUUUGGAACAGAAAAAUAACGCUGCCGUUUGCCUAAAUGUCAGUUUUAUCGAUAUCAAAGGCUACAACUGUACAAAUUGCAGCAUUCCUUUCUGGCAAGAUGACGAACAUAUUUUUCAUACAGACAAUACCCAUGUUAAAUAUAUAUGCAAUCUGAAGAAUUUCCAAUCAUCAGGCUGUAGCAAUAGUGAUGGUUAUAGAGGAGAAGAUAAUUUUGGAUAUUAUGUUUGCUAUGUAACUACACAUCGUUGUGCGUCAUCAGAUAAUGCCACAACACAAUUAUGGUUUGGUGAACACAUAAAUUCGAACUGA